Molecule: messenger RNA, 1323 nt
Organism: Uranotaenia lowii
Lineage: Eukaryota; Metazoa; Arthropoda; Insecta; Diptera; Culicidae
Exons: 2
Coding region: 1-1323 (440 amino acids)
Source: RefSeq, a predicted model, not a curated record
AUGAGUGUGACUCUCAUGGGCACCACGGCCAUCACCUGCAUCAUCAUCACGGAGAUGACGGACACGGUUACAGUGAGGCGCGGUAAGUUGCCGGAUUGCUGUUACUUCAAUCAUGGUCAUCACGACCAUCACCACCACGAUCAUCACGAGGAGUACGACAGCUACCGAGUGCCGGAGAAGAAGCGGGUCCCAGAAGAACCUCAUCCUGAACCAACUUCAACGCCAGUCCCGCUACCAAACCUGUACGAUGGAGCACCAACACCAGCUCCAGCGGUGAUCGAGACUACAACCCUACCGAAGGCCAAAUCCUACAUCGAUCCAGAGCCUCUAUACAUUGACGAGAAGCCCAAAGAGUGCUGCACCGGUAAAAGUGAUGUGCACUGCGUCAAUUGUCACAUCUACCCCCAUGGUCAUGAGAGUCAUUCCUCGGUUGAUAAGUACGGAGGUGAUUACGAUUCCGGACAUUCCAGUGGCUACCGAGCAGCACCCGGAAGUUCCGGAGAUCAUUCCAAACUUCCAGCUCCGACUGCAGCGGCUCGUCCAACCAAAACUAAUCCCAUACCACAGCCUCCACAACCUUCCCACAAACCUACAAGUAGUCAUGCCCGAAGCUACGAUGGUGGAGACGACUACGGUCAUCAUCAACAGGCACCGAUCUACCAUCACCAGUCAUCCUCAUCCGGCGGCUACGAACACAGUUCUUCAAGUCAUGGCGGUCACGUAGAGUUCAGCCACCACAAAGUCGUCAUCCCGAGCGAUCACCUCCACAAAAUCUUCGACCAUCCCAAACCAGCUCUGCACCCCAUCGAUCUCACCAUCUACAACCAGAUCGUCAACCAGGAACUCUUCGAUCAGCACAAAUCCGACCAAUACGGAACGGAAAUCUUCCAGCCGACCAAGCAACCCCAUCGAGACUACUACCAGCCUCGAUCUUACAACCUCGCAGCGGCCACCUUCCCACCCGCACCCCUAGAAUACCGACCUAAGGACUACCUCCCGAUCACACCUCCACCAGGGGCUUACGUAGCCCCCAUCCCUCCACACAUCCUACCGCCCUACUACUCCACAGCUGACAGCGGUCCAGCGAUCUUCGAAAUCCUGAACGAUAGCCCGCCUCCGACUUCACCGCCCCCGCCGCACUACGUCCAGGUCCAGGCCGGAUCCUACUACCCCUUCGAUGCCAACAAGUACCGGAUGAUGAUGGCGGCCAGACAGCAGCACCAACAUUUUGGAUCGGACCAGAUGGUGAUGGCUUCGAGACAUGCGGCGCCGCCCUGUGCACAUCAUUCGGAACCGCAUCAUGCCCCUUACUAUAAAAAAUAA